Hyalella azteca is the source of this 3941-nucleotide messenger RNA. RefSeq lists its product as uncharacterized. The record is from RefSeq and is a predicted model, not a curated record. NCBI's taxonomy places the organism in Eukaryota, Metazoa, Arthropoda, Malacostraca, Amphipoda, Hyalellidae. The transcript has 8 exons. Bases 456 to 2795 code for a protein of 779 amino acids. Gene Ontology annotation, molecular function: cAMP response element binding; DNA-binding transcription factor activity, RNA polymerase II-specific. Gene Ontology annotation, biological process: regulation of transcription by RNA polymerase II.
GAGUGAGGGUGUGUAGCGUGGACCGAUCUUCACGAUCACUGGUGACCCGAUAGUAGGGUAGCAGUGCCUAGCGACCGGACAACACACACUCCCAUCGACGUUACCAUUGGCAACUUGGUUUACGGUUAUCGAUAUUGGCAAGUCUCACAAAUGAUCGACAAACAUCUGGCUGUUUAUUUAUGAAAAAAAGCGUGCUCUUGGACAUAUUUUUUCCUGGAAAACUUGUAAACAAAGUAUAUUUCCUUGUGAGACAAUCAAUGACAAAAAUAUUUUCAUUUUGGUUAACAAUAGAUAUUAAUAAACGGAAUAGUCAAUAGAUUGAUGUUAUUGAAGUGAAUGGGUGCAACACUGUCGAACAUGACUUCGGUAACACCUUAUUUAUUCACUCAUUACCGUAUUCCUAAUAAUCUAACCAAUAUUAGCAAGGACUUCGUAUUAUUUUAAAUUGUUUUCAAAUGUGGAACAGCAAAGUAUUGACAGACGCUAUGGAUUACGAAGAUAAAACGCUGGCUGAGUUCGCCGAGAACGAUCUACGAGAGCUGUGGGACUACGACUACUAUGCCGAGGCGCUGCGUGCCGCCGCCACAGACCUGGAGCUGUGCGGGCUGCUGGAGGCCUCGACACCAACCAGCGCCCCGCUACCUGCUGCUGCUGGGGGCGGUGGUGAUGUCGUGCUGCAGGACAAGCUCAUCACUGAAGCUUCCCUUGGCGUCUUCAGUCAUUUAUCUACGCUGACGUCCACCCUGGAAUCUAUAAGCUCGAUUAUCAUCGCUCAACAAGAACGACAGCUAAAGUCGGAAGAUGGUUUCCCGGAAUUUGAAAGUGACGUGCUAGCUGACAGUAAACCUCAGCUGUCAGCAUCUGACACAGGUGGUACAGACGUCACAGCUGCACAACCUAACAGGUGCCAUCAGGUGACAGAUGACAGCGAUGCAGGCGGUGGCAGUGGCACCUGUCCCUCCGUUGCCACCGACCACUGCUACAGCCUCAGCUCCUCUGACGCUACUACCAGGGCUCUCCAGGCUCUGCAAGAAGAUAUCGAGAACGAGUGCUACCCAGCCAUCCCUAUGACGGAGGUGGAGACGCCGAAGCCUACGACCAUAAGGCCUCUGGAAGAUAUACGCCCUUCUUUGGCCUUACCCUUGGCCUCUGACUCAGCGGCGACGAAGGUCUUCUCUUCGUCGUCGCCUUCGUUCCGAGAUAUUAUAGAUUCGAAGCCGUCGUGGGAGGACGGCCAUGAAGGAAAUGUUGUUGUGCUAAAAAGUGAGAGCGUUAGUAUGGAUCUGGACCACGAGGACACCGAUGUCGACAGAAGCUUCGAUUCCGAUGACGAUAGUGAUGAUGAGCCGCCCGUGAACGAAGAUCUCAACACUUGUGACUACGAUGGUGGUUUUUCCUCUCAUUCUUGGAAUUCCAAAAACGCCAUUGACAUUGGCAUGUUGUUAGGCUUAGAUGUGCCCCAAAAUGAAGUUGUUGUUGCAGACUCGACUGAAUCGGAUGCGAGUUCUUCAAGCACCAUCUCUGCUUUCAGUGACGUAUCUUCUUUUUCCUAUAAGAAUGUUACUGAAUCUGAAAAGCCAAAAGAACCGGAGAAACAAAUCAAAACAGUUCAUCUUGUUUCUCCAAAAGAAAUUUUAACAAUGAAUAAUAACGUGAAAGGAGCUUGUGACCAGCUCGCUUCGAAGUAUAGAAAAGAAAAUUUAAACACCUCGGCUUCGCAGCGUUGUGGAGUUGUCAACAGAAUCGGUAUUCACACUCUCAGCAGAAGCGAAAUUGAAUCAACUAAUAAGGUGGUUCAUCGGCAGAUAAUUGUACCUUCUUCGAGUUCGAACAACUCAUCGUCUUCUUCGGCAUCGCACAUGAUUCGGUGUGGAGGACCAACUUUGACCUCAUCAACUGUGCCAUCUUCGUCUUCUAGAACAUCAGCCUCUUCCUUAUCGAGGACAGCAUUCGACACCAGACACAAAAUAAACGUUUCGAUGGCUUUAUCCGUGAAGCCAUCUACUGUGCCAAAAUCUCCUUCCAUUAAAGAUAACUUAUUAAAAGUCCAGCAAUGCAGUUCGAGCCUUAACCGUGUGCCUGUGACAGGACUGGAGGGUUCCACUGAAAACAGAAAUAACGCUGAAACUUUCGAACGACCGCGACUCGAGGUGGAUUCAAACGUAUCGAUGUGCGGCGAUGUUGAUUUGAACUUUUUUAACGUCAAGUCAAUCCGACCUCAUUCUUCUUCCGCUUCAGGCUUCAGCCUGCCGCUGACGCCGCCCUCCUACAGCAGCAGCGACAGCGACAGCAGCGGCCUCUCCCCCGAGCGCUGCCCGCCGCUCUACGAGACUCUAGCGCCUCAUCUCUGCAGCCCCAGACGCUCCAACUCCCGCCACACCUCUGGUGUACGACACCCCAUACACACCCCGCUCAUAUCCUCGCAACCGAAAGGUGCGACGGGUGUACUGCAGCUGACGGAGGAAGAGAAGCGCACCCUGGUGUCGGAGGGCUACCCUGUACCGACCAAGCUUCCUCUUACCAAAGCUGAGGAAAAGUCACUCAAAAAAAUACGCAGGAAAAUUAAAAACAAGAUCUCAGCGCAGGAGUCGCGGCGCAAGAAGAAGGAGUACGUAGACCAGCUCGAGCGGCGAGUCGACGAUCUCGCGGAAGAGAACAGACGCUACCGUCGACGGCUGGACUCGCUGGCGUCAGCGAACGCGCGGCUGUCGACAGAACUGCGCGCGUUGCAGGACACCGUCGCCAAGCAGGAGAAACAUGUCUCGCGAGCCACGCCUCUGGCGACGAUCCUGUAAUCGUUGGGAGUCAUGUUCAAGGAAACAUCAUCCUUUAAUCGUCGGCAGUCAUAUUCAAGGAAACAUCAUCCUUUAAUCGUCGGCAGUCAUGUUCAAGGAAACAUCAUCCUUUAAUCGUCGGCAGUCAUAUUCAAGGAAACAUCAUCCUUUAAUCGUCGGCAAUCAUAUUCAAGGAAACAUCAUCUUUUAAUCGCCGGCAGUCAUGUUCAAGGAAACCGAUGUUUCUCGCCUAGUACAACGCAGCAUUAAUCGGAUUGACCAUUACGUGCCUAUUGUGGACGCUCGUUACCCGUGUUUUUUAAUUGUUGUGCAAAAACAAUCAACAUCUCAUUUAUUUCAAACUAGAAUUUUCUAUCGCAUGAUGUUCCAGGAAAUUUUCAGGUUCUUUCAUUCGUAAUGAGACUAAUCCGCUGUUCUCGUGUUAAAUUUUUAACGGACAUGUGAUUUACGCUACAAAUCGUGAAUAUGUGUUAUUUUCGGAAUUUAAUUUUUGCAAUCAUCUUGUUUUGAUCUUUUUCAUUCAGCUCAUAUUUCUUCGCAAUCUUUUCUUUUGGAAUCUCAUCGAUUGUUUGUCGCUAAUUUGCAUUACUCCUAUAAAUUUAGGUUCUGUACAGAAUUUCUCAGAGGGAGAUUUCUGAUAAAAAUAGGAAAACUUUGUCUUAUUGCCAACACUAUGAUGAGUGACUUGAGAAUGCGGACAAUGCUACAUGCUCCGUGUAGGAUCAUGUAUGAUCAUGUUGAGCUUGCCUUCUAAUUCAAGACUUGAACCAAAAUACUGGUUAUCGACGGAUAAAAUGAUAUUUGGUAGGACGAACUCGUUACGUACAAAUAUGUGUGAAUUCGUUGAAAAAUUUUGUUGCGAAGCUGCAGAUGAAACCCACUUGCUUCAAUAACAAUGUUUUAUCAUUCCAACAAUGUUAAGUACCAAACAUUCAUGUGGGUUGAUAACACAGAGCAUCGCAUGGAACCGGCAAUGUAACAUCGCUUCGUUGAUGCAUAGAUUCCUAAAUUAAAUACCGAGUGAAUUGGGUUGGCACUGACCCAGGUUAACCCGGCUUGGCAGGUUAGCUCGGUGCAGCAGGAUAAAGCCUGCGUGGGGAGCGCAGCCGUGCACCACCAAUUUUGUGCACCAAUAAGCCCUGAAUU